Molecule: messenger RNA, 2169 nt
Organism: Oncorhynchus masou masou (cherry salmon)
Lineage: Eukaryota; Metazoa; Chordata; Actinopteri; Salmoniformes; Salmonidae
Product: propionyl-CoA carboxylase beta chain, mitochondrial-like
Exons: 13
Coding region: 25-1707 (560 amino acids)
Cellular component (GO): mitochondrion
Molecular function (GO): propionyl-CoA carboxylase activity
Source: RefSeq, a predicted model, not a curated record
CCACUAAACGUCAGUCAGACAACAAUGGCGGCCUUCGCUGUUGCACGGAGCCGUUGCGUUCUGCUUUCCGGACUAAAAGCUUCUUUUAAAACAUUCGGACAGGUAAAACAUGGCGUGGCUUCGGCAGCCGUUGCACAGUCCGAGCUGCAGCAACAGUCGCGGCGGUGGUAUUCCGUUAGUCAUCUAUCGGUUCAGGAGAGGAUAGACAGAAAGAGGAAUGCUGCGCUGAUCGGAGGAGGUCAGAAGAGAAUUGACGCGCAACACAAAAGGGGGAAGCUGACAGCCAGAGAGAGAGUUGAGCUCCUGUUGGAUAAAGACUCGUUUGUAGAGUGUGACAUGUUUGUGGAACAUCGCUGCUCUGACUUCGGCAUGGAAGAGGACCACAACAAGUUCGCAGGGGACAGUGUGGUGACUGGACAGGGGAGGAUCAACGGAAGGCUGGUGUAUGUCUUCAGUCAGGACUUCACAGUAUUUGGAGGCAGUCUGUCUGGGGCUCACGCACAGAAGAUCUGUAAGAUCAUGGACCAGGCCAUGAUGGUGGGUGCUCCAGUCAUUGGUCUAAACGACUCUGGCGGAGCCAGGAUACAGGAGGGGGUGGAGUCACUGGCUGGAUACGCUGACAUCUUCCUGAGGAAUGUGAUGGCUUCAGGUGUGGUUCCUCAGAUCUCUCUGAUCAUGGGUCCCUGUGCUGGAGGAGCUGUCUACUCUCCUGCCCUGACCGACUUCACCUUUAUGGUCAAGGACACCUCAUACCUGUUCAUCACAGGUCCUGACGUAGUGAAGUCUGUCACCAAUGAAGACGUCACUCAGGAGGAACUGGGAGGAGCUAAAACACACACCGCCGUGUCAGGCGUCGCUCACCGUGCGUUUGAGAACGACAUCGAUGCUCUGCUCAACCUCCGAAACUUCUUCAACUUCCUUCCUCUUAGCAACCAGGACCCCGCCCCCGUUACUGAGUGCCACGACCCUAGUGAUAGACUGGUUCCUGGUCUGGACACCAUUGUUCCCUUUGAGACCACUAAAGCCUACGACAUGCUGGACAUCAUCCAGGGGAUUGCGGACGAGAGGGAGUUCUUUGAGAUCAUGCCUAACUACGCUAAAAACAUCGUAGUGGGAUUCGCUCGCAUGAACGGACGAACUGUUGGAAUUGUAGGGAAUCAACCUAAAGUAGCGUCUGGUUGUCUGGACAUUAACUCAUCAGUGAAGGGAGCUCGCUUCGUUCGUUUCUGUGAUGCUUUCAACAUCCCCAUCCUCACCUUCGUGGACGUGCCUGGUUUCCUGCCAGGUACGUCUCAGGAGUAUGGCGGUAUCAUCCGACACGGGGCCAAGCUACUGUUUGCCUUUGCUGAGGCCACCGUCCCCAAGAUCACCAUCAUCACGAGGAAGGCCUACGGAGGAGCGUAUGACGUCAUGAGUUCCAAGCACCUGAGAGGAGAUGUGAACUACGCCUGGCCGUCUGCAGAGGUGGCCGUGAUGGGAGCCAAGGGUGCUGUACAGAUCAUCUUCAGAGGGAAAUCCAACCAGGCAGAGCAGGAGGCUGAAUACGUAGAGAAGUUUGCCAACCCUUUCCCUGCUGCUGUCAGAGGGUUCGUGGAUGACAUCAUCGUGCCGUCGACCACCCGGAAGAGGAUCUGUAGGGAUCUGGAGGUUCUGGCCUCCAAGAAACAGACCAACCCCUGGAAGAAACACGCCAACAUCCCACUCUAACAGACACCUUCAACCACCCGACCUGUCGGUCUCUAAUUUCACCUGUAGCUUAGAGCAGGGCUCUCCAACCCUGUUCCUGGAGAGAUACCUACCUGUAGGUUUUCACUCCAACCCUGUUCCUGGAGAGAUACCUUCCUGUAGGUUUUCACUCCAACCCUGUUCCUGGAGAGAUACCUACCUGUAGGUUUUCACUCCAACCCUGUUCCUGGAGAGAUACCUACCUGUAGGUUUUCACUCCAACCCUGUUCCUGGAGAGAUACCUACCUGUAGGUUUUCACUCCAACCCUGUUCCUGGAGAGAUACCUACCUGUAGGUUUUCACUCCAACCCUGUUCCUGGAGAGAUACCUACCUGUAGGUUUUCACUCCAACCCUGUUCCUGGAGAGAUACCUUCCUGUAGGUUUUCACUCCAACCCUGUUCCUGGAGAGCUACCUUCCUGUAGGUUUUCACUCCAACCCUGUU